CUGUGCUCCCUGCUCACAAGUUUAUUUACAGACUGAAAGACUAACGCAUUACUCAAAGAAGAGUAGACAGACAACUGCACAAUAACAGACCACGAAAGCUCAUCCCACACUACUGAAAAAUCCAAGCAGUUUGUGACAUCUAUACCUCGCCUUCUAAGUCGUCUUAGCUGCUAGCCGGGACUAAGAGCCACUGCUUUCAAAGGCUUUACUGGAGUUCUCACACUUUGUCCACAGAGUCUGGUGUGUGUGUGUGUCUGACUAUCUCUCAGUGGAGAGAUGGCCAAGGGGAAAGCAAAGGGUCAAAAAGGGAGGAAGAUCACCUUGAAAAUUGCCAAAAAUUCCAUCCGGAUAUCUUUUGAUGGAGGGCGUCGUCUUGACUUAAGCAAGAUGGGUAUCACCACCUUCCCCAAGUGCAUUCUGAAACUGGCUGAUGUGGAUGAACUUGAUUUGAGCAGAAACAUGUUAAAAAAGAUUCCAAGCAGCAUCCAGAAGUUCCAGAAACUGCGCUGGCUGGACCUGCAUAGUAAUCAGCUCGAGGAGCUGCCCGGGGCAAUAGGCACGCUUCAGAACCUUUUCUACCUGAAUAUAUGCAACAACAAGCUGACCACCAAAAAUCUGCCAGAAGAGUUAAACCUCCUCAAGAACCUGCGUAUUCUCAACCUUGGCUUGAAUUGUCUUGACAGUAUUCCCACCAGUCUUGGGGCCCUGAAGGAACUUAUGGAGAUAGGUCUCUUUGACAAUGCCUUGACCACCAUCCCAAACAGUGUUAAAAAGCUCCCCAAGCUCAAGAAACUGAAUGCAAAAAGAAACCCUUUCCCAGAUUCAACAAAGCAAGAAGAGCACGCCAACUCCAUUAAAUGCGUAGAAACACUUUAUUUAAUACAAGAGAAAGAUCUGUGCUCUUCCUGCCUGAAGAUGUGUCAGGAUGAGAGGGACAAGCUGAACAAGUUAAAGAGCGUGACACCCAGCCCCUCAAAGAAACCAAGUUUCCCUUUACUCCUUACACCCAAUUCCUCUGCAAAGGAUAACCAAGAGGAAUGGAGAUUAAGUGGCAAACAUCCCUGAAAUAUACCAAGGCACUCCACGUCCCAUGAAGUCCAGCCCAAGCUAAUAAAAAGGUGACCUCCUUCCUCUUCCCUUUUCCUGCAGUUCUCUUCCUUUAAAGAUCUACUCAGUUUUAGAAAGAGAACCAUGUGGUCUCUGAAGUGAAAUCCAAAGCAAUUAAAACAGAUGUAUAUUUGGGAAAGGAUGGACUAUUUCCAUCUGGGCCUCUUCCUACAACAUGUUCUCCAUGUUUGUUUUUUGUUUGUUUGUUUGUUUUGGGGUUUUGGGGGGGUUUUUUUGGGGGGAGGGUGGGUUUGGGGUUUUUUUUUUUUUUGGUCUUCUGUGUGAGCAUGUGUCCAGUGAAGGAGUCUUCAAAAAGAUAGGUUUUUCUAGUAACACCACUUUCACCACUGAGCCCCAAACAUUAGUUCUGUUCAUUUUCAUAGGGUGAGACACAGUUAAACUAGUAUCAGUAAACACCAUUUGGGGGAAAAGGAUCAGACCUUGGAACCUUCUGCUGCUGGUGGCUGCCACCAACCCCUCAGAGAAUCUCAGACAGGCACUGUCAGUGUAGGAACCAUGAGCCCAUUCCAGUUCAGCAGAGGCAGCAGGAGUAUGCUCAGGAGUAAUUAAGCAGUGCAAACACAAUGCUUAGAGCUAAACAACCAGUUACGAUGUUUGCCAUCAAGGGGCCAGGCUCUGCAUAAGCAAGUUCUCUGGGAUUCUGGGUGCUAUACGUGGAUGCACUGAUCUCUAACUUGCACAACACAAUCAGCACCAUUACCUAUACUUGUGUUUUGUCUGACUCCAAGUCUCCCUCCAAGGAAGGUACAGAAGGGAAAAAGGGUAGGGAAAAGAUUGCUCUUUUUAAGGGUCUUGGGCAUAUCACUUAAGCAGCGACUAAGAGAAGAGUCACCCUCUUCCAUGAUCCAAGAGUCAGCUGGUGAAUCGAUGAAAUCAGGUCUGGUGUCCCCACAGUACUUUUAGCUUUCUGUGCACAUGCACGUGUGCACCUGAGCACACACAUUCACUUGCUCAAAUCACAUCCCUAGGGCAGAGAGUGCUGACAGCCUGCAAACAGCAAUAUACAGGUACAAGCAAUGAGCAGAUUAUAAAAGCAGUCAAUCAUGACAUGAGAAGAGGUGCUAGCUGUGGCCGUAGUAACAUAUGGUGACAGCAAACAUUUAAGUAUACUUAAAUGAAAAAUAGAGUGCCAGGGGCAAAGUACUCAGUUGACCAGUUACAGCCCAUUAUCAUUUUUUAAAUGGCUACAGUAGAGUCUGGGAGUCAGAACUCCUGUGUAUUAUUCCUAUGGACUAGGUGGAAAAACUGAUAUGGAGUUUCCCAGAAAUGCUACUACCUCAACAUCAUAUGAUACAAAUGAGUAAUUUUUUCUUUCUGUGCUUCAGCUGUGCAAUUAUUAAUAGUGUGUCUGGGCAAAGAGCUUAGUCUGGCCUGCCUCAAGUACGGCAGGAAAUGCUGGGAAGCUAUGGAAGAUGGCCAUUGCCCCCUAGAU
Grus americana (Whooping crane) is the source of this 2560-nucleotide messenger RNA. RefSeq names its product leucine rich repeat containing 18 (gene LRRC18). The coding region runs from base 277 to 1065 and encodes 262 amino acids. NCBI's taxonomy places the organism in Eukaryota, Metazoa, Chordata, Aves, Gruiformes, Gruidae. The record is from RefSeq and is a predicted model, not a curated record. Gene Ontology annotation, molecular function: protein binding. The transcript is spliced from 2 exons.